Molecule: messenger RNA, 858 nt
Organism: Apodemus sylvaticus (European woodmouse)
Lineage: Eukaryota; Metazoa; Chordata; Mammalia; Rodentia; Muridae
Product: translation initiation factor IF-2-like
Exons: 3
Coding region: 1-858 (285 amino acids)
Source: RefSeq, a predicted model, not a curated record
AUGGGGGACAUAUUUGAUGUAUUCACUCUGGAUCUGUCUGGACACUCGCCCGCCAUCCACCGGGCUCUACGGCUGAGGCCGGAGAAGGCGAAGCGAGCAGCAGCCUGUUUGUGGGAGCUGCAGCCGCCGCCGCCCCCUCCAUCGCAGCCCCAGCUCAGGGCAUCUUCUUCCUCCCUCCCUACAGCUGCCCUCCCUGGCCGGCCCACGGAGAACCCGCGCCCAACUCGCUCAUCCAUCCCCACCCGGCUCGCCCGGCCUACACACCCACACGGGGACCUCAGCCCAGGCUGCUCGGGCGGGAGACCCGGGGCAAGCAAGGCCGCGGGGCCGGGGGUCGGGGCCCGGAGGCCGGGAGGAGACGCAGGAAACACUGGUCUCGGAGGCGGGCGAGAGCUGGGCUGGGACGGGGCGGCUCCGGCGACUCGGGCCUCAGGGGCCACGGUCCGCCCGCCCGCCCGCCCGCCCGCUCGCUCCCCCGGCCUGCCCGCCAAGGCGCAGGAAACGCCGCCGCCUCGGCUCCACUCACGCUCAAUUCAAACUGUCACCGCGGCCGCCUCCCCUCCCCUCCCCCCGGCCGCCGCGCCCCGGGCCCGCCGCCUCCCUGCCGCGACGCUCGCCCCUCUAGCCCCAGGGCGUUCCCCGGCUCGUCCGGGGGUCGCCGAGGACCCGCGCGUCCCGACCCGGGGCCGGGAUCGCCGGCGGCCGGGAGCUGAGGCUCACCCAUGCCCCGGCGCGGCGCAGCCGGCGGAUUCUCCAAAGCCACCUACGCCGAUUCCGCAGCGUAGCCGCUCGGCGUCGCUGCCCCACUUACGCACGCGGCAGCAGGCGGACUGCCCCACUGGCUCUCGCCCGCCCUGA